UUUAUUUUGCAAUCACCAGAGGCGUCUGAAUCAAGGACCUCCACACAGGCAUCUGAUGAUACUGCCGGCUGACACUAUUCAUUUGAUAAAAUAAACACAGCAGUGUUUUGUCUCCGCAUACAGGCUCGGAUGCAGCCGAGGAUGUUGGUUUUAAUUAUAGUCAGCCUAAUCUGACGAAUGUCUGUGGUGUUUAAGGGGGAAAUGUGUGGAUUUAUGGAGUCAGAGCUUUAAAUGAGGAUCAUGGCGUUUCCGGAGGGAGAAUCACUCGAGUCCUGGCUCAACAAAGCCACACACCCAACCAACAGGCAGGAGGACUGGGAAUAUAUAAUCGGGUUCUGUGACCAGAUCAAUAAGGAGCUGGAAGGUCCUCAGAUAGCUGUGAGGCUCCUGGUUCACAAGUUCUGCGCUCAAGAAUGGGAAGCCCUUCAGGCGCUGACGGUCCUGGAGGCCUGUAUGAAGAACUGCGGGCGAAGAUUUCACAAAGAAAUAGCCAGAUAUAGAUUUUUAAAUGAGCUGAUUAAAGUGGUUUCACCUAUGUACAUGGGGAACAGUAUUUCAGAAAAGGUGAAGAGUAAGAUCAUAGAGAUGUUGUACAGCUGGACGGUGGCGUUUCCCAAUGAGGCCAAGAUAGCAGAGGCGUACCAGACGCUCAAGAGACAGGGACUGGUGAAAUCAGACCCGGAGCUGACGGUGGACAAAACCCUUAUCCCGUCUCCUCCGGCACGACCCAAAAACCCGGUGUUUGACAAUGAGGACAUGGGGAAGUUGCUGGCUGAACUUCUGAGGAGCAAAAACCCUGAGGACCUUCAGGAGGCCAACAGGCUCAUCAAAAACAUGGUGAAAGAGGAUGACGCCCGCGUGCACAAGCUGACCAAGCGCAUCAACACGCUGGAGGAAGUGAACAACAACGUCAAGCUCCUGACUGAAAUGCUGAGUCAAUAUGACAGAGAGCGAUCGUCAGACGCCGACCGUGAGCUCAUCAAGGAGCUGUACGAGCGCUGUGAUAAACUCAGACGCACUGCCUUCAAACUGGCCACUGAAGCCGAGGACAACGACUCCAGCCUGGGAGACAUUCUCAAGGCAAACGAUGAUCUGUCCAGAGUGAUCAGCUGCUAUAAGCGAAUCGUUGAAGGACAGGCGGACGACGGUGAGGCUGAAGAGCUCAGACCGGCUGCUAAUGAAGCAUGUGAGAGCGGCACUGGCACACUCAUUGAUCUGGCUGGACUGGAUGAACCUUCCUCUCCUCCUCCACCUCCUCCUCCAGCUCCAGCUCCAACUUUAGCUCCAGCUCCAGCUCCUCAGAUUUCCUUAGCCACUCAGAAGGCCUCCUCCAUUCCUGUGUUGCCACCUCCUCCUCGCCGAUUGGCCGGUGCUCACGGCAGUCAGACGAGCAGCCCCAAUCACAAAGCAGCAGAGCAUCAGAGCUCUCUCUCCCUGCUGGACGACGAGCUCCUGUCUCUCGGACUGAACGACCCUCCCUCUGUGCCAAACAGACCAAAGCUGGAUGAUUUAUCUGCUCAGUGGACGUCUCUACAGGCUCCUGAUCCGGGCCUGGACCUGUUUGGGAGCAUCUCAGCUCCGAGUGCCGUCUUUCCGUCAACACACACUCCUGCACCGACCUCACACACACUCACACACGCUCAGGGCCUGCAGGAACUCUCCGUGUUGGACUUUGGAGGUGAAAAGAGUGUUUGUGGAGCGAGUGGCAUCGCUGGAGGAGCGUUCGGUCAGUCUGCAGCAGUGAUGUGCUCGGCAGCUCCUCUGUCCUCCUCUAACCCGUUUGUGAGUGCGCCACUGUCCGGAUCUCCGGCUGUCUCCCGGGCUCAGGCGGUGACGGGCGGAUCAGCUCCAGGAAGCCCUUUCUUUCAGCCCUUCUCAUCUCCAUCUCACUCUCUGCAGAGCAGUCCGGCCCGCAGCUCUGAACCCAGCCUGACCAACCUGCAUGUCCCGCUUGAGGCCAUCAGACCCAGUAAAGUCUUACCCGUGACGAUGUAUGAUAAGGAUGGAGUUCGAGUUCUCCUGCACUUUGCGAUGGACUGUCCGCCGGGUCGACCGGACGUCCUGGUCAUGGUGGUGUCGCUGCUUAACACGGCACCGCUGCCCGUGAGGAAUGUAGUUCUGCAAGCAGCCGUGCCCAAGUCUAUGCGAGUGAAGCUUCAGCCUCCGUCUGGUACAGAGAUCUGUCCCUUUAACCCCAUCCUGCCCCCCGCAUCCAUCACUCAGGUCAUGUUGCUCGCAAACCCGCUGAAGGAGCGUGUGCGUCUGCGCUAUAAGCUGGCGUAUCUUCUGGGAGAGCGUCAGUAUUCAGAGGUUGGAGAGCUGGAUCAGUUUCCUCCAGCAGACAGAUGGGGCUCGCUGUAGAUUUAACCGUUUCCUCAUUCAUUUCUGUUCAAUCAGUGGUUUACUGUAGCCUUGUGAAGCAGCAUUUGAUGCUUGAUGUUUCAGCUGGAUAUUAAUACAAUAACACAACCGUCAGUGACGCACAUGAUUGUCAGAAGAGGACACACACGAUUCAGAGACCGCUCUUACCAGGGUAAUCAUAGUUUACAUUAAAAUACCACGGUGAAAUAAAGUCAAGCAGCACUUUGAUGAAUGAAUUGUUCAAAUGUUAAAACAUUAUUUAUGCAAACUGCAAACCAGUUUAGACUCUACUUGGUGAUCAUUUAGUUUACCGACUUGUUGUCAGUGUUAUUUUAGUAUCAUUGAGAUACUAUAGUAUUUUUACAUAUUUUUAACUUUAUUUAAUUCUUACAUUUUCGUUUUAGUUUUUUUUCGUGCUUUUCAUUUUUAUUAUACACUCACUGGCCACUUUGUUAGGUACACCUGUCCAGUUGCUCAUUAAUGCAAAUUUCUAAUCAGCCAAUCACAUGGCAGCAACUCAAUGCAUUUAGUGCAUGGUGAAGGCAAUCUGCUGCCGAAUCAAUCACCAGAAUGAGGAAGAAAGGGGAUUUAAGGGACUUUGAACGUGGCAUGGUUUUUGGUGUCAGACGGGCUGGUCUGAGUAUUUCAGAAACUGCUGAUCUACUGGGAUUUUCAC
Danio rerio (zebrafish) is the source of this 3037-nucleotide messenger RNA. NCBI's taxonomy places the organism in Eukaryota, Metazoa, Chordata, Actinopteri, Cypriniformes, Danionidae. The record is from RefSeq and is a predicted model, not a curated record.